Messenger RNA from Macrobrachium nipponense, 1160 nucleotides. Its product is annotated as neurotrophin 1-like. NCBI's taxonomy places the organism in Eukaryota, Metazoa, Arthropoda, Malacostraca, Decapoda, Palaemonidae. Gene Ontology annotation, molecular function: Toll binding; growth factor activity. Gene Ontology annotation, cellular component: extracellular region. The record is from RefSeq and is a predicted model, not a curated record. Gene Ontology annotation, biological process: central nervous system formation; innate immune response. The transcript has 2 exons. The coding region runs from base 91 to 762 and encodes 223 amino acids.
GUCGGUCUUAUAAAAGAGACCGGCAGACCUUUUUCCCUACACUUCCCUUCUACACUUGAGAAAGCCGAGAGCUGAAGCCUCCAUCCCGUCAUGGCUAUGAGAUUUGUGGUGUCGUUAGCGGUUUUGACCGUUGUUAUGGCCGACAAGCGGCCCCAUUCCAGUUCCCACGUAUCCUACGGGCAUCCCACUUCCUACCAUCCUCAGCCAUCCUACCAUCCUCAGCCUUCGUAUCACAAGACUUCGUACCAAGAGCCUGCCGUGCCCGCAUGUGCAGAGAACACCACCAAGACCUGGUGUUUAGAAGACGACGAAUACCCAACUUACGAAAUCAAACACGCCAUCGACUACCACUUCUCUAAGGUCAUCGACCUUUACGCGGACGUGGCUGACCUCAACACCGAGCUCUCCGUCGAAAGACCCAAGACCCUGGAGGAAGAGACCUACCUCUGUCCCUCCGAGACCGCCUACGUCAGGCCCCUCCGCGCCCAGAACACCGACGGCAAGUGGAGGGUCAUCGUCAACAACAUCGAAACCCAUUACAAGACUUUCACGCAGACCACUCGCGUCGAGGAAUGCCUGACCUCCGGUGAAACCUGCCCCUUGGUGCCCGAGUGCUACGACUCCAAGUGCCUGCAGAAGUCCAUCUACCACCGCUUCCUCGUGUACGACCCCUACGACAAGUACUUCCCCUUCGCCAUCGAGACCUUCAAGCUGCCCGCAAGCUGCGCCUGCCUCUUGGGUGCAUUCACCAUCGACCACUAGAGGCAGCGAGUGCAUCGCAAUCUCGUCAGCCAUUAAUCAAGUUUAUUUUUUUUAUUUUAUAUUCGGUACUCUAACCGCCGUCCAUCCCAGCACCUCUAUUGACAUCAGAUUAUUAAGUCCUAAUUUUUGCCUUUCUUUUAUUAUUCUAAGAGCAAUAGUUUAGUAUUCUUAAAGCGAUAUUUGGGUCCGUCCCUUCAAUGGUGUCUUAUUGCCACUGAGCAGAGUCCCUGGCGUGAUAAAAGUUACAUUACAACACGUGAAAGAAAGCAGUUCUCUAGUCAUCUCACUGUGAUAAUUCAUUUUUGUCAUGUUUUUUAUUCCUUUAAAUACACCUGUAUACCCCCUCCAUUCAGCUCUCUCAUCUCAAUGUGUAAUAAAUAUUUUUUUACUAAAUGAAA